This is a messenger RNA of Pundamilia nyererei, 1994 nucleotides long. It is a transcript of the gene cald1a, whose product is annotated as caldesmon 1a. The transcript is spliced from 14 exons. NCBI's taxonomy places the organism in Eukaryota, Metazoa, Chordata, Actinopteri, Cichliformes, Cichlidae. Gene Ontology annotation, cellular component: actin cytoskeleton. The record is from RefSeq and is a predicted model, not a curated record. Gene Ontology annotation, biological process: angiogenesis; muscle contraction; actin filament bundle assembly. The coding region runs from base 130 to 1755 and encodes 541 amino acids. Gene Ontology annotation, molecular function: actin binding; calmodulin binding; myosin binding.
UGAGUUUGGUUUUAUCAUUGAGUGUAGUGGAGGACCCGACUGCAGACUAGGCUCCCUCCUCUCCUCUCCACUCCUCUCACUCGACUCUAGAGCUCUACUUUGUCCCGUCGUGAUCAACAGGGCACAACCAUGGAGGAAAUGGACUUUGAGCGGCGCAGGGAGUUGAGGAGACAGAAGCGGGAAGAGAUGCGCCUGGAGGCAGAGAGGAUGGCAAAGAAUGAUGAUGAUGAAGAGGAGGCGGCCCGUGAGAGGAGGCGCAGGGCACGCCAGGAGAGGAUGAAGAGCAAGGAGAGCGAGGAGCCCAGCAGCCAGUCAGACAGCCUGGUUAUGACCAACAGCCACAGUGUCACAGAGACGGUGUCUGUGAGCAGCUCUUAUGGAGGCGGUGGAGAUGACGAGGACCAAGCCCUACUGGACCGCAUGGCCAAACGUGAGGAGAGACGGCAGAGGCGCAUGAAGGAGGCGCUGGAGAGACAGAAACAGCUGGACCCCACUGUGACGGAGGGCAACGACAGCACCGCCACGGAGAAAAACAGCGCAGAAGAGGAGAGGCCCUCCUCCUGGCGUAGGGGACGUUACCGUGACAAUGACGACGAGGCUGAGAAGAUGGAAACCUAUAGCUCGAGAAGAGAGGAGGAGAAGGAGCGAGAGGAGCCGAGGGAGGAAGAGCAGGCUGCCCCUGAAGGGGGAGAGGAAGAAGCGGAGGGGGUAGAUGAAGAGGAGGAGCAGCCAGUUGCAGUUGUGGAGGACAAACCGAGAAGGUCUUACUUGAGAGACCAGGUCAAGGAGAGGGAGGAUCAGAGGAAGCACAACGGAGGGCUGCAUGAGGAGGCGCCUCCCAAACAGCACAGGAAACCUGAGAGGACCACCAGCCGCGGCAGCGUGCGCUCCCCCGAGCCUUCUGCGGGUGAUGACCCGGACGAGGACGCCCGCCUGGAGGCGGAGCGCAAGCUGGAGGAGCUGAAGCGUCGUCGCGAUGAUGCGGAGAGCGAGGAGUUUGAGAGGAUGAGGCAGAAGCAGCAGGACGCCGAAGCUGAGCUGGAGGAGCUGAAAAGGAAGAGGGAGGGGAGGAGAAAGGUGCUGGAGGAGGAGGAGAGGCAGAGGAAGGAGGAAGAGGCAGAAAGGAAAGCCAAAGAGGAGGAGGAGAAGAGGAAGAUGAAAGAGGAGAUCGAAAGGAGGAGAGCAGAGGCGGCUGAGAAGAGACAGAAGGUGGAUGACACUAUGGAUGGAGAGGGCAAACCGUUUAAGUGUCUCAGCCCACGAGGAUCCUCUCUGAAGAUUGAGGAGAGAGCCGAGUUUCUAAACAAGUCAGCACAGAAAAGCACAAUGAAGGCGUCUCAUUGUCCUGUGGUGUCCAAGAUAGACAACAGGCUGGAGCAGUACACCUCAGCUGCUCAGAGAGAGAACAAGGAGUCUCGAUCCCCUCGCUCCGGAGCCGUGGAUCUGCCCGUGGUCACCGACAGCAUACGAAACAUCAAGAGCAUGUGGGAGAAAGGCAACGUGUUCAGCUCGCCUGGAAGCGGCGGGAGCACAUUCAAGGAAGCAGCUGUGAUAAAGACAGGCGUAGCGGGCCGCAUCAACGACUGGCUGAAUAAAACCCCAGAGAGCAGCAAGACACCAGGAGGAAGGCCAGCGGACCUGAAGCCUGUUGACGUCACCAACAAGAGGAGUCUAUGGGAAAACAAAGGCGCCUCUCCGGCCAAGGUGGCAGGCAGAGGGGAGACCAAAUCAGUUGCUAAUGGUAUGGGACACUAAUGUCUUGAAGGAGCCACUAAAGCUGGGGGACCACGACAAUCCAAGAAUCUUCUUUGACUUUUCCUUAAGAACCAAAUACCACACCCCCAGGAGGGACCCCCAAGAGCACGCAGGGACAGGACAGACACUGUCCGAGCACUGUACCGAAACAGCAUCAGCAUAUUGUUAUAGGCUUACCACGUAUAGUGCCUUUGCACAAUAAUUUCUGCUUUCUAAAAAAAAAAAAAAAAAAAAAGUAU